This is a messenger RNA of Scheffersomyces coipomensis, 705 nucleotides long. RefSeq lists its product as uncharacterized. The transcript has a single exon. The record is from RefSeq and is a predicted model, not a curated record. The coding region runs from base 1 to 705 and encodes 234 amino acids. NCBI's taxonomy places the organism in Eukaryota, Fungi, Ascomycota, Pichiomycetes, Serinales, Debaryomycetaceae.
AUGAGAAUUUCAUCCACUAUUUCCUCCCUCGCUUUAUUGGCUUCUUCAGCUUUAGCUGAUUUACAAAACGUUUCAUUAUUCGUUACUUCUGAUGAUACUUCAAUUAAUGGAAGUGGUAUUAGUGCCCCACAUGAAGGUGCUGGUAUCAAUUAUCUUUUCGUUGGUAAUGACGGUGGAUACUUUGGUACUGCCAAUACUACUCCAUUAAUUUAUAACACUACUUACCAAGGAUUAUUUUGGCAAUCUCAACCAAACUUUAACCAAUAUUUCGGUGUGUCUCCAGCUGGUCCAGCUGGUUAUGGUAUUGUUCAAUUGAGUGUGGCUGUUUCUGGAACUGGUGUUACUUUUGAAAAUGGCUAUUUAGCUUAUGAUGGUUCAACCGAAGGUUUCUAUGCUCUUUAUAAUAUCAGUGAUCCAUACAAUUAUUCUAAAUCUCAAUUGGCUAUCGUCAGAGAUCUCAGUGCAUCCCCAGAAGGUGGUAUUCCAAUUUCUCUUACUGCUGUAUUUGGAAGUGCUUCUGCUACUGCUGCUUCAUCCACUACUUCAUCAGCUCCAACCACUACUGUUGCCACUGAAACCUCAACUACCUCUGCUGUCGAAUCUACCACUACUGUUGCUGUUAUUUCUUCAGGUGAUGCUGCUGGUGCUGUUAUUCCAGGUACCUUCUUAGGCGCUGCUGCUCUUGUUGCUGGAUUGUUAAUGUAA